Messenger RNA from Lingula anatina, 1827 nucleotides. Its product is annotated as 5'-deoxynucleotidase HDDC2. Lineage: Eukaryota; Metazoa; Brachiopoda; Lingulata; Lingulida; Lingulidae. The record is from RefSeq and is a predicted model, not a curated record. Gene Ontology annotation, cellular component: cytoplasm. Gene Ontology annotation, molecular function: 5'-deoxynucleotidase activity.
AUGGCAGGGAAAGUCUCAGGACUUCUGGAGUUUUUCAUGGUGGUUGGGCGAUUGAAGCGUACAGUGCGAGCUGGGUGGGUUCAGAGACAUGUGGCGCAGCCCGAGAGUGUGUCUGACCACAUGUACAGAAUGGCAGUCAUGACACUGGCACUUGGAGACAAUGACGGCAUUAACAGAGACAGAUGUUUAAAACUGGCCCUGGUUCAUGACAUGGCAGAGAGCCUGGUGGGAGACAUCACUCCAGCAUGCGGCAUCAGCAAGGAGGAGAAACACAGAAAAGAGAAGGAUGCAAUGAAUCACAUCACAAGUUUACUGCCAGGGGAUAUAGGAACAGAGGUCAUCGAUCUGUGGAUGGAGUAUGAGCAGCAGACAUCCAAGGAAGCAGCUUAUGUCAAGGACAUAGACAGAUUUGAGAUGAUUCUGCAGGCGUAUGAAUACGAGAGAGAACAAAGUAGGCCAGGAGAGUUGCAGGAUUUCUUUGACUCUACAAAAGGCAAAUUCAAACACCAGACAAUACAAGAGUGGGUACAGGAGCUGGAAAAAAUGAGAAACAAAGACCCUACAGAUGAUAAGACAUAGCAUUUAUAAUGUCACAACUCAGAACAUUCUUUAAACAGACUCCAUAAAUGAUAGACAUACUUAAAACAAAGACUCCACAGAUAAUAUGACACAACAUCUGGUCACAUGUCACACCACUGGACAUAACAUACUGAAGGAAUACUGGUGUCUCUUCCUGGUGUGACCUAUUGUGCCCUGGUGUGACCUAUUGUGCCCUGGUGCGACCUAUUGUGCCCUGGUUUGACCCAUUGUGCACUGGUGUGACCUAUUGUGCCAAGGAGUGACUUAUUGUGCCAAGUAGUGACCUAUUGUGACUUGGAGUGACCUCUUGUGCUAAGGAGUGACCUUUUGUGACUUGGAGUGACCUCUUGUGCCAAGGAGUCACUUAUUGUGCCAAGGAGUGACCUAUUGUGCUCCACGAAAACAAUGAUAUGACGUCCUUCGUGACAGGGGCAGGAUUGCCAUUGUCAUGGGAAAUGUGGUUGAAAUAUGGUUGUUAAAGACAUAUGGUGAAAAUGGUGGAAUAUAUUGGACAAAGUGUCCAGUAUAUUUGCAGUAUUUUUUUUUCUUACCAAAAGGUAACAUGUGCACCUUAGUGAUGUCCAUGGUGUAUAAACUUACAACUAAUACAUUUUAGAAGAUUUUAGAAAGUAAUUUUAAAGAGGAUAACUAAAAGACAGUAAGUUUUAUUACUAAUCACUGACCUACUGAAAAUACAGUCAAUAUCUUAACUUCUGGUGAUAAGCCAAAAAAGCACAAUGCUGAAUAGUCUGACACAGUGAUGUCACUGCUUGUCUGACUUUGCAAAAGCUUUUUUGUUUGUUUGUUUGUUUUUUUCUGUGAAAAAAGCAUUUACUUUCAUAUGAAAAUAUGUAAUAAAUUUAACAAGUUUUAGCUAUAGAAUAUGAGAACCUUGUUCGUUUUGUCAGAAAUCUUAAAACCGUCCACACAGAGCCGAAGCCUGGGAAAGUCCUUAUAUGACUAGUUAAGUAGCAUUGUUUUAUAAGCAGAAAGGAAUAUUUAUUCACGUCUUAUAAUCCAUAUCCUAAUACACCCGUUCUUUCGCGGGUUGAAUGCGUGGCAUAAAUGAGUCCAAUACUCUUCUUUCGUCAGUCCAAGGUGAUGGAGUACAACAUUGACCUUAGCAGCACACAAGCUUACCCAGUUGUUUAAAUCCGUGGUCCGUUAUAUAUCAUACUAGAAAAGCACUCCGAGAGCGCAGACCUCCGCCAAGGCAGCGAUUUUUGUAUAUUAUUGUUCAUUGAUUGA